Messenger RNA from Topomyia yanbarensis, 462 nucleotides. Its product is annotated as NPC intracellular cholesterol transporter 2-like. NCBI's taxonomy places the organism in Eukaryota, Metazoa, Arthropoda, Insecta, Diptera, Culicidae. Bases 1 to 462 code for a protein of 153 amino acids. The transcript has 2 exons. The record is from RefSeq and is a predicted model, not a curated record.
AUGAACCGGCUUCUAGCGAUCAUCGCCAUCGUCAUUCCUCUUGUCCUAACCCAAACCCCAGUUCGUCAAUGUUCCAAUGGAGCCGACCUGCCAGCCUCGGUAGAUAUCAACGGUUGCAUUUUUUCACCCUGUUCGAUACAGAAUGGAGCACCGAUUCGAGCUGUAGCCGUCGGGAUCAUAAGCCCGAUCGAUACGGAGCGCCUGGAGGCUUACAUCACGGUUCGGUUAGCUGGCCUGCAGAUUCCGUUCCCGAUGCCGGAUGAUCUGAAGGAUGCUUGCUCCAGUGGAGUCUCUUCCGGAACCUGUCCCAUUACAGCUGGACAGUCCUUUGAUUAUACUCUGAACCACGCAGGCCAAGCCCUUGGACUAAGCGGAAUCACCGUUCAGGUAGAAGUUGGAUUGCGAGCCGAUGACGGGACGGUUGUUGCAUGCCUCGAGUUUGAUGCAAAAAUUGUAGCAUGA